AUGGAUUGGCUACACAUCUACAUUGCCGGCGCGGCAUUUUUGGUUUUUGCCCUCGUGUCGCUGGUUCUGCUGGUCUCCUCCCAGCAGGUCAAGGUGGACUCAAAUCAUGGCAUUUUCGCCUAUCUAAAAUUCAUAUACGCCAAUUUCCUCAAACCUCACGACAAAACCGCUGAGGGUCAGCAGGGGGCAUUGGAGAGCUUUUAUAAGACUCAGGCCGCAGUUUAUGAUGCAACUCGUCGUCGUUUGCUACAUGGCCGUGAAGACAUGCUCGGCUUGGUUGCAGCUCAGCUGAAAUACAAGCUGGAGAAAAAGGAGAUCACGGCCGGAAAGGCUGUCUGGGUAGAUAUUGGAGGCGGCACUGGAUACAAUAUCGAGGCUAUGUCCGCCUUUAUUCCCGUCGACAAGUUCUUUGACCACGUAUACCUCGUGGAUCUCUCGCCGUCCCUCUGUAAGGUUGCUCGGGAACGCUUUCAACGCCUAGGAUGGAAGAAUGUGACUGUACUGUGCCAGGAUGCCCGGUCUUUCCGUCUUCCAGAGAAGCAGGUCGAUCCCAAGUCGGCAGAUAAUUCUACUACUGAUUGUGUGGAUUUGAUCACCAUGAGUUAUAGCCUUUCCAUGAUUCCUGACUACUAUAGCGUGGUUGACUCGUUAAAUCCCCGCCUAAAGCCUACGGGCAUACUGGGUGUCUGUGACUUUUAUGUACAGAGCAUUGUGGAUGUGUCUUGCCGUAACUACACUGGCGGUGCCUUCAAUCGUCAUGUCAACUGGUUGGGUCGUAUUUUCUGGCGUGCCUGGUUUGACUUUGACCGGGUUAGCCUCGAGGCCGCUCGUCGCGAUUACCUCGAGUACAAGUUCGGUACAGUCAUCUCUGCAAGCGAGCGAAACUAUCUCCUGGGUGGUAUUCCUUACUACAUCUUUGUUGGUUGCCCUAAGGAAAUCGCCUCUACCCCAUCGAGUCAAGCCGCCAUUGAAAAGCUGGAUGCAUCCUUCACAGAGUCUCCCUAUCUUCUUCCUGCAAACCACAAGAUGGAGAUGGACAAAGCCGUUGCGGACAGCACACGCGAGGUCCGUUCAAAGGCAUACGAGUCGGCUGUGAUCAACCUCAGCGCCAACCUGCCGCUUCCAUCAUCCUUCUACCAGAAUCAUCAUUACCGGAUUCACUACAAUGAUAUGCUGCCAAAGCACACCCAAUUCCAGAAUGAAUACAUUUAUGCGUUCACCUGGGAAGACCCGCGUGUGGAUCAUCGACUCCUCAACAUUGGCCCUGACGAUGUGAUCUUGGCUAUCACAAGUGCUGGAGACAACAUCCUCGACUAUCUUCAAAAGAAUCCUCGACGAGUACAUGCAGUGGACUUGAAUCCCAACCAGAACCACCUCCUGGAGCUUAAGGUAGCCAGCUUUACUGCGCUGGGACAUCGCGAUAUGUGGAAAAUAUUUGGCGAGGGCAAGCACCAGCAAUUCCGGGAGUUGCUCAUCUCAAAGCUCAGUCCUCAUCUGUCUAGUCAGGCUUUCCAGUACUGGAUUGAACACUCCCACAUCUUCACAUCCAAAUCUGGGCGUGGUCUCUAUGAGACUGGCGGCUCACGUCAUGCCAUCAAGAUGGUGCGUUAUUUGUUCAACAUCUUUGGCCUCCAUAAGGAAGUGGAUAAGCUGUGUGAGGCGCAGACCCUGAAUGAGCAGCGAGAUAUCUGGCCACGCAUCCGUCGGGUUCUUCUGAGCAAGCCAUUGAACUGGGCUAUUGUGAGCACUGAGUGGUUUGCCUGGAAGGCAGCCGGUGUGCCACGUAACCAGCGCAAUAUGAUCGUCGAUGACUACUUCCGUCGCAACGGGUUGACAACCGACAUGAAGCAAGGCAAGGAUGUCAGCGGUCAGUCUAUCUGGGAGUACGUCGUCAACACCCUUGACCCCGUGGUGAAGGACACUUUGAUCAGCAACGACAACUACUUCUACUACUUGUGUCUCCGGGGUCAAUUCUCUCGCCGGUGUCACCCCACAUACUUGUCUCCACAGGCGCAUGUCAAACUCUCUACACCAGGCUCUUUCGAUGGUCUUCGCAUCCACACCGAUGAGAUUAAUGAAGUCAUCAACCGCAUCACUCCCGGAACAUUGACCAUCGCCGUGGUCAUGGAUUCUAUGGACUGGUUCGACCCUACUGAGGAUGCUGCGUCCGCCCAAGCCCGUCGUCUCAACCACGCGCUGAAGAAAGGCGGCCGUAUUCUGCUUCGCUCUGCCAGCAUUGAGCCUUGGUAUAUCAAGCACUUUGAAGAGAAUGGUUUCACAGCUCGCCGUGUAGGAGCCCGAUUCCCCGGUACAUGCAUCGACCGUGUUAACAUGUACGCCUCAACUUGGAUCUGCACUAAGGAAGAUGACGUGUGCGAUCGGGUCCACGAAACGGUCGACCAGUGUGGAGGAUUUGCAGAUUUGAGCGUUAUGCUCUUUUAUUUCUCCCGUACCAUUCCCCUUGUCAGAUUUCUCCCUUAA
This is a messenger RNA of Penicillium macrosclerotiorum, 2481 nucleotides long. RefSeq names its product class I SAM-dependent methyltransferase. Bases 1 to 2481 code for a protein of 826 amino acids. The record is from RefSeq and is a predicted model, not a curated record. The transcript has 10 exons. Lineage: Eukaryota; Fungi; Ascomycota; Eurotiomycetes; Eurotiales; Aspergillaceae.